AUGUCGAAGACAAGCGAUUCCGGGAAAUCUUACCAUCGGCAAUGCAGCGGUGAAGCCUUGGAAACGGCGAAUGCUCAUAGGAGUUCGAAGGAUAUCACACUCUUCGGUAGCUGCUUCUGCCCUUUCGUCGAGCGUGUCUGGACGGCGCUGGAGUAUCUCGGGAUAGAUUACAAGUAUUACGAGGUCGAUCCGUACAAGAAACCUGCGGAUCUCCUUGAAGUCUCUCCCAAAGGACUCGUCCCGGCGUUGAGGCUCGAGACGUAUGAGCCUGCGCGAGCGGUGAAUGAGAGCACCGUAAUCCUCGACUUUCUAGAGGACUUAGCAGCAAACGCGACCAAGCGAAGCCUGCUUCCUCCCAUAUCUGAUCCAUAUGCCCGUGCCCUCGUUCGUCUACAAGCGGAUCACGUCAACCGCACUCUUGUCCCAUCCUUCUAUCGGUACCUUCAGGCACAAACCGAAGAGAAGCAAAUCGCAGCGGGAAGAGAGUUCGUGCAAGCAAUCGAAGGUCUCAUCAAGCUCUAUCAAAGAGCUGAGAAGGAGACCAGCACAACUUGCGGACUUUGGCGCGAACAAGGCGAGUUGAGCCUGGCUGAUGUCAUGGUUGCACCCUGGCUUUUCCGUGCCACCAACGUCCUUCCCUACUAUCGUGGCUUUGCACUUCCCGAAGGGCCCCAAUUCAGAGCUUAUAUCGAGCGAAUCAUCAACUACCCUGCUUUCAAGCGCACCUGCAGCACUAAGGAGUUGUACAUUGACAGUUACGAACGCUAUGCGUACAAUCGCCCGAACACAAGCCAGGUGGCGAAUGCGAUCAACUCUGGUUCCGCAUUGCCUUGA
Messenger RNA from Laetiporus sulphureus 93-53, 834 nucleotides. RefSeq names its product glutathione S-transferase. Bases 1 to 834 code for a protein of 277 amino acids. The transcript is spliced from 8 exons. The record is from RefSeq and is a predicted model, not a curated record. Gene Ontology annotation, cellular component: cytoplasm. Lineage: Eukaryota; Fungi; Basidiomycota; Agaricomycetes; Polyporales; Laetiporaceae.